UCUAGAACAUUUAUAUUUCGAACAACUAACAACGUCUGCACUCCAAAUGCAAGGCGCAAUUAAGGAUGGGAGCUUCCGACUCGAAAUUAGUAUUUAAGAAGGGCAUCUUCAGGCUUUCAGAGGAUAAGAUUAUUCCUGCCGAUGACCCAUAUUGGGCUUCUGUAAGCUGAUCGCACAUCUUCAAGUGUGCUGUUACUGACUGAGCCUUGUUUAGUUUUGGGAGCUACCAGAAUCUACAGAAGAUAUCUUCAGUCUCUUCUCCCCUGCGGACAUUCGAAGAACCCGCGAUACCGCAUUAGAAAACUUAGAGACCCUGAUAUUAGCUAUAACAAGUCGACUGUUCGUUCUCCGGCAUCACCCCUCAUUCCCUCAUCCGGAGUUUGCUCCGGAAAGAGAUGCAUUGAAUUGCAUUCGGAUUCUCACACGCAUUCUACCAUACGUAUACGAAGCCGAGAAACUACAAUCAUGGGAAGAGACAUUCUUUUGGGGUUCAAGGAGGAAACGGACACGGUAUCUGAUCGCACAUCAAUGUUGAUUGAUUCAGUCACUGACGGUUUUGUAGCAAGGCAGCUCUUGCCCGAGAUGUGAUAUUCGAUGAAUCCCAGGAAGAGUUACAAAAGCUUGAAGCUGCGGCGCAAGAAUUCGAGGAGAUCAAACCCUUGGCAGAAGAAUUGAUCGACACAUUGAUCGACUUGCUCUUCUUCGCGGACUUUACCCUCCCAAAACCACAAAAUAGUAAGAACAAAGUAUCGUAUGCUAUUUGGCAAAGCGGAGUAGGAUGCAAUACGCCAGUCGGCACGAGUAAAGAAUUUGAGAACAACCGCACCGAGAUACUAAGAUUGCUCUUGACUUUAACUAGUCAGAGCAUGUACAUGUCAGCGAACUUACUUCCCGUACAAGGUGUGAAGGCUAUCACGUAUAUCGCUACUUGUCCGGAUAAACAGGUUGUGCUAUCUGUGUUGUGCUCUUUACUGAACACUGUGAGGUUAUAUCAUCUUCAUCUAUAUACGAAUGCUAAUUUGUACAAAGACCUUGAAAUACAACCCGGCAAAAUGGCAAGUACCAUACAAUGUACAAGUUUUCAAAGACCCGAAACAGAUAUUAGUCACAUAUGCAUUGCAGGUCAGUCAAUAUACCAUCCGUUGGUCUCAGAGUCUGAUACUCGAACUCGUAGUUUUUACUUGCCAUUCUCCUAUAUCCAAUACCUGAAUCGGGUCCAGCCCAAACCAAGAAAAGUAGGAUUUGGUUCCUUUCUGUUUGUGGCUCCCAACUAACAUUGCUAGAUUUUUUCCGACAUUUUCUUGGUCGUCUACAUAGACCCCAAGAUUUUCAGUUCAUUGUAGAUGGAAUGACGAGAAUCUUGAACCAGCCUAUGAACGCUACUACUUCCUAUAUCCCGGGAAACCAAUCAUACGCGAAAUGUGCAUCAGAAAUGAUUAUGCUAUUCUGGGAAAUCACCCAGUGUAAUAAACGAUUCCGGUCUUUCUUGAUUGAUACGGAUCGAUCACACGAUUUCGUUAUUCUAAUCAUAUUCUAUUCCCUUGAAUAUAGGCUUGAUGCAUCUAAGCAAGGAGUUGUACGAAUGUGUAUUUUCAUAUUACAGACCUUGAGUGUGGAGCCGAACUUCGGCAAGAAUUUGAACAAGCGAUUUGAAGCCCAAGAUACUUUGCCACUGAGUAUUAGACUUCAGUCGUUCAACGGAACAUAUGCCGAUUUCCUUAUCCAAGUAGGUAUCAUGUAACAUGUUAACUCUCUGGCAAUACUGACCAAGAAAUAGUCCAUCUACAACAUAAUAACAACGAGCCAAGGAAAACUCACGGCCAUCUAUCCUGCAUUACUAGCAGUAAUAAAUAACAUCGCUGCUUAUCUGGAAAACAUUAGCGCUUCCACAUCUUCAAAACUCCUACAACUAUUUGCAUCAAUGUCAUCCCCCGGAUUUCUGCUAUCAAACGAGAGUAAUCAUGAUCUUCUUCAGUCUCUUCUGGAAAGUAUGAAUGCUAUCAUUGAGCAUCAGUUUCCUAGUGAGUCGUCUAAAUAUUAUCAUGUCUCUAAUGAGAAGUAGAAUGCUAACUGGUAUCUAGAAAAUCCUAAUUUUGUGUACUCUAUUUUGAGAAACAAGAAGAAAUUUGAAGGUAUAAUUGCAUUCUUUUUUUACUUUGAGUUCAAGCUGACUUUGAUUUAGCUUUACGGCACUUUACUUUGGAAAGUGGCCAAGAAGAGAUAGAAAGAAGAAACAGGCGCAAGAAAGAACGUCUAGCAGAAUCAGGAGAUGUAGAUAGUAGAAGAGGUUCUGCGGACAGCAUGCGAAGCCCAUCUAUAAAUCAUCAACGAGGGCCUUCGGCACUUAGUAAUGUCCCAGAGGAGGAUACUUUUGCCAUUGGGGAUGAUGAUGAUGAAGAUAGUGACGGUGAGGGACGUCCCACCCCAGCAGCGUCAACUCCCACAGAUCACCCUUCAAGGGCUUCCUCGAUAUCCUCGAGCAUUGACGAUACAGUUCCGACACAACUGCGGGGAAUGUCAGAAAAAGCGAGAGGGAAAAUGCCUGGUAGGUUAUUUUUUUGCAUUGAGUGGGCGAGUAAAAGUUACUAACUAGCAGUAGCUGGCAUGCCCACAUUUUCUAGGCACAAUAGCACAACUAGUUUAAGUAGCUACGCAGCAUUUCCAUCAAAUGGCGCAUUUGAACCUACACCUCAGUGGAUAGAGUCCUGGCUUCCCGAACUCCCACUCCAUACAAUCUUAACUUUAAUCGAUCAAAUUGAUCAACUCAUCUCAAAUCCUAACAAUCCUUCCGAUAUUCCUCCGACUAAUAUCCUCCGCACGAUCCAAAAAGCCGAAAUAAGAGGAAUAGAAACUACACCCAUUCGCAUUCAUUCCUUUGAGUGGACACCUUUAUCGCUUGGUUGGUACGAAUCCCUACUUUGGGCUUUCGUCUUUACAUCCGAAAUGCAGGUUGCGAAGGGCACCAUAGGUGUCUGGAAUGGCACAGCAAUCAAAUUAUUCAGGGUCCAAGAAGUAGCAGCACACGGACCUACAUUUAGCUCCCCGAGAGGUGCAGUUGAUGCCGUGGGAAGUAAUAUUGUCAGUAGGCUUGGUAGUAUGAAUUUGAGAGGUGUAGCACAGGGUGCUACGACACCAUCGCAACAGGGAAGUGGUGGCGGAGUUGGAGGUGGUAUUGUGAGGACUGGUACGGGAGGAUCUACAAGAAAUGAAUCACCACUGGGAGGUAGGAGUGCAAUUAUUCGAUGAGUCGACAUAGGAGCAUGGCUAGGUAUAGAGUGCGGCACGGUUUGGCAUACUUGCAUGCAAUUUGGCAAUAUCAUGGGAGAUUCACAUGCGAACUUCUCUUCAGCGUUGGCGUAUAGGGACAAGAUAAGAUAAUUUGCUAGUCUCGUAUAAAGCUAUGUGGUAGAACUAUGGAACCACUUUGAGCAAUUUCAAAUACCAAGAUCGGGACGAGAAAUGUCAGUAUUUCCCCUUUACUUUUUUGUGGCGAAAACGCCAAAUGAAGUGCUGCGCUAUUUUUUCAUGGCAAUGUAUGUGAUAUCCAAAGUAGAUAAGUCAAAUCUGAUUC
Messenger RNA from Sclerotinia trifoliorum, 3571 nucleotides. The record is from the annotation of a GenBank genome assembly. Lineage: Eukaryota; Fungi; Ascomycota; Leotiomycetes; Helotiales; Sclerotiniaceae.